This is a messenger RNA of Episyrphus balteatus (marmalade hoverfly), 1114 nucleotides long. RefSeq names its product probable H/ACA ribonucleoprotein complex subunit 1 (gene Gar1). NCBI's taxonomy places the organism in Eukaryota, Metazoa, Arthropoda, Insecta, Diptera, Syrphidae. The transcript is spliced from 2 exons. The coding region runs from base 209 to 931 and encodes 240 amino acids. Gene Ontology annotation, cellular component: box H/ACA snoRNP complex. The record is from RefSeq and is a predicted model, not a curated record. Gene Ontology annotation, biological process: ribosome biogenesis; snoRNA guided rRNA pseudouridine synthesis. Gene Ontology annotation, molecular function: box H/ACA snoRNA binding.
CUAUUGGUGCAUAAAAGAACGCAUAUCUCAUGAUAAUACAGUGCAAGUUGUCAUAUUUUGACAGAAACGCACGUGUUUGUCAAAUGUGUAGUUUGUUUCCAAAAUAACCUCGUGGAUAAUUCCGUAAAGGAACCGUUUUCAAGUUCGGUUUCAAAAAUUUUUAAAUUUAUCAUAUUUAUUUGUUUAAAACAAAUAUAAAGUUAAAAAAAUGUCAUUUCGAGGACGUGGCGGUGGCGGAGGUGGUGGACGACGAGGUGGCGGUGGCUUUGGAGGCGGCGGCGGUGGUGGUGGCGGCGGUGGAGGAGGCUUCCGCGGAGGUCGUGGUGGGCGUGGUGGUGGAUUCGGUGGUGGAAGAGGAAAUUUUGACACCGGCCCACCAGAUCAUGUGACUGCUUUGGGACACUUCAGUUAUCCAUGCCAGGAUGAUCUUGUGUGUAAAGUUGACAUAGAUGAUGUGCCAUACUUCAAUGCUCCUGUAUACCUGGAAAACAAAGAACAAAUUGGGAAAGUAGAUGAAAUAUUUGGAACAGUGAAAGACUAUUCAAUUACAGUAAAACUUUCCGAAAACAUGAGAGCAAGCAGUUUCAAACCUCUUGAGAAACUCUUUAUUGACCCGCAAAAAUUGCUGCCCAUCAAAAGGUUCCUGCCACAACCUCCUCAGCCAAAAGGUGCAAAGAAAAAGGGUGCCGGUGGAGGCUUUGGUGGCGGACGUGGUGGCGGCGGCGGUCGUGGAAGAGGAGGUGGUGGUGGUGGCGGUCGUGGUUUCGGAAGAGGUGGUGGCGGCGGCGGAGGUGGUCGCGGAGGUGGGGGUGGCCGUGGAGGCGGUGGAGGUGGAUUCAAUCGCAGUGGCGGAGGUGGUGGUUUCGGACGAGGUGGUGGUGGUGGAGGAGGCCGAGGACGUGGUGGUGGAGGUGGUGGCUUCCGACGCUAGUAUAUUUAUGGAAAUCAUAACUAAUUUGUUCUUUUUUUUUAAUGACUACUGAAUGCUUUUAAGAUACAUAUAGAAUUUUGAUACAUAACAGAUAUAAUGUACAAAUUACAUACCAGACUUUCUGAUUCAACAAUAUUGUACUUUUAUUUUAAAAUAAAUGAAUUUGUUGACGUAACUAUAAAA